Molecule: messenger RNA, 822 nt
Organism: Trichoplax adhaerens
Lineage: Eukaryota; Metazoa; Placozoa; Uniplacotomia; Trichoplacea; Trichoplacidae
Exons: 2
Coding region: 1-822 (273 amino acids)
Biological process (GO): regulation of transcription by RNA polymerase II
Cellular component (GO): nucleus
Molecular function (GO): RNA polymerase II cis-regulatory region sequence-specific DNA binding; DNA-binding transcription factor activity, RNA polymerase II-specific
Source: RefSeq, a predicted model, not a curated record
AUGGCAUUAACUCAAGAAGAAAUAGUUCAAGUUACUUUAAGCGUUUCAUCGUAUAACAGUCAAGUUCAUGUUUGCCCGACUACAGCAACAAUUCAUUUCCUUCAAUCUACUAGUGCUAGCCAAGACGUGGCUAAUACAAGCAUCGAUGGAUGGAAGUUGAUCGGUAGAGGCGUACCGGCUAUCGUUCAGAAACAAACUAAAAGCAAGAGAGAAAUUGAACUAUGUUUUGUCGAAAUUGGGACUGGUUUCAUCAUCUGGAGAGAUAGCAUCGAACCAGGCUUAAAGUAUCAAUCGAUACAAGAUGAUUUUCAUACCUAUUGCAAGACUAAAGGAGAAUAUUUUGGCUUUAAAUUUGCAAGUCAAGAAGCUGCUGCAUCACAUUACCGAGAAAUAGAGCAAAUAAUCGCUGAUAGCAAUAGUAGAGACGCCAAAAAGAGAGCCGGAUUCCUUAAAAAUGCCCUCUUACGUCGCACCAAACGUAAGGAUAUCUCAAAGUCGUCAUCACUACGUAUUCGAAAGGAACAAAUAUCACAACCUUGUAUGUUUAAGCAUGUUACUGCUUUAGACGAUGAGUUCCUAGGUAAAGCAUCAUCAGAAGAGGCAUCCGAUUUGGAAAUUGCUGCUGUUGAAUAUGGUAGCACUGAGUGCCUGUCGGAGUUAUAUGAUAAAAAGAAGACUGAUGACUGGUUGGAAUUGUCGGCAGACGAUAAAAGAAAGAGACUUUCCAAGAGUUUAACUGUCGAUUCUUCUGGUAUAGACACAUUAAAGCAAUCAAGAUCAUUUGGUGACAAUCAAUCACCUGAUUUGGAAAAACGGAUAUGA